ACUGCCUCUUGUUUCCAUUCUGUUCCUCAGCUCUUCCCCUGCUCUUCCGCUACUACGUAGCCUCACUCCUCCAACGACCAAGCUAAUACAUUCUUAUUAAAGAUGGAGAAGGAACGUGAGAACCACGUCUACCUUGCCAAGCUUGCGGAGCAAGCCGAGCGCUACGAUGAGAUGGUUUCAUCCAUGAAGGAUGUUGCCAAGCUCGACGUUGAGCUCUCCGUUGAGGAGCGCAACCUCCUCUCCGUUGGCUACAAGAACGUCAUUGGAGCUCGCAGGGCUUCAUGGAGAAUCAUGUCUUCCAUUGAGCAGAAGGAGGAGAACAAGGGCAACGAGCAGAACGUGGCGAGGAUUAAGGAGUACAGGUCUAAGAUUGAGGCAGAGCUUUCUGAUAUUUGCCAAGACAUUCUCAACAUUAUCGACAGCAACUUGAUCCCCUCAUCCGGCACUGGCGAGUCCAAGGUCUUCUACUACAAGAUGAAGGGUGACUACUACCGCUACCUCGCGGAGUUCAAAACUGGCGCUGACAGGAAGGAGGCUGCUGAGCAGUCGUUGAAGGCGUACCAGUCAGCUUCUGAGAUUGCCACUGUCGACCUUGCACCAACUCACCCCAUCCGCCUGGGUUUGGCCCUGAACUUUUCUGUGUUCUACUACGAGAUUUUGAACUCCCCAGAGAAGGCCUGCCAAUUGGCCAAGCAAGCCUUCGACGAGGCUAUUGCGGAGCUCGACACUUUGAGCGAGGAGUCUUACAAGGACAGCACCCUCAUCAUGCAGCUUCUUCGUGACAACUUGACACUCUGGACGUCAGAUCUUCAGGAUGAGGCUGCCAAGGACGAGCCUGCUGAAGAGAAGAAGGAAGAGAAGCCUGCUGAUGAGUGAUCAUAGCAUAUCUGACCAUCACUUUCCCAGAACACCUAGGUAGUCUUGGAUAUAUUCAUCCCUCUUGUUUUGGUUCUUUUAUACCACUUCAGCUGCCGCUCUCUAGCUUCAUGAUCGUACUUGCUGUACAAUCAAGUAAAUCAAUACAGCACUGCAGAGCACCAGGCUAAUGCACAUGAACCUAGUGGGUUCUGGUAGGAAGGUUUCAUGAACAUGCUCAACUAGCUGCUACGGUAGAGGUGAGUUUUUCCAUUACUGACAUUUGCCUAUGA
Messenger RNA from Closterium sp. NIES-67, 1148 nucleotides. The record is from the annotation of a GenBank genome assembly. NCBI's taxonomy places the organism in Eukaryota, Viridiplantae, Streptophyta, Zygnematophyceae, Desmidiales, Closteriaceae.